Rubroshorea leprosula is the source of this 2581-nucleotide messenger RNA. Lineage: Eukaryota; Viridiplantae; Streptophyta; Magnoliopsida; Malvales; Dipterocarpaceae. The record is from the annotation of a GenBank genome assembly.
AAAUCAGACUCUCCAUCUUCUCCGGUCUGCUGGGUUCUGAAGGCUCGGCGGUGUACAUUCCGGCAACGCUCGCGCUGUAUUUGUUUGGGAUUUUAGGUUUGAAAUGGGGUCGAAGAAGGAAAUGGAAAAUGAUGCUUCUGUUGAUUCUCCGACCUCCGUCCUUGAAGAUGAGGAAAAGAAUGUUGUCAAGUUGGAGGAAGAAAUGGUUUUGGAUGCAGAAGAUGUUGAUUCCUCUCUAAUACCAAGGACAAUGGCUGAAGAGGAAAAUAAGCUACUGCAAGCUCGAUUGAAGGAGGCAGAACAAAAGGAACUGCAGGAGGCACCUCAGUUAAAUGACUCACAGUUUACAAAAUUGGAUGAGCUUUUAACACAAACCCAGUUAUACUCCGAGUUUCUGUUAGAAAAAAUGGAAGACAUAACAUUUAAUGGAGUGGAGCAAGAAACUGUAGCUGUUGAGAAAAAGGGUGGUCGGGGUUCCAAAAGAAAAGCUGCCAAACAAUACAACAAUAAGAGGGCCAAGAGAGCAGUUGCAGCAAUGCUUACAAGAUCUAGAGAGGAUGAGAUAACUGGAGAUACAAACUUGACUGAGGAGGAAAGAAUUGAGAAAGAGCAGAGAGAACUUAUACCCCUGUUGACUGGUGGAAAUUUGAAGUCCUAUCAACUCAAGGGUGUGAAGUGGUUGAUAUCCCUGUGGCAAAAUGGUUUGAAUGGGAUCCUUGCAGAUCAAAUGGGUCUUGGAAAGACAAUUCAAACUAUUGCAUUUCUUGCACAUCUAAAGGGAAAUGGGAUGGAUGGACCCUAUUUAGUAAUUGCCCCUCUUUCAACUCUCUCUAAUUGGGUGAAUGAGAUUAUGAGGUUUGUUCCUUCAAUGAACACAAUCAUCUACCAUGGAAGCAAGAAGGAGAGGGAUGAGAUACGUAGGAAGCACAUGCCUAGGGUUAUUGGCCCCAAGUUUCCCAUAGUCAUUACUUCUUAUGAGAUGGCAAUGAGUGAUGCAAGAAGAUUUUUAAGGCAUUAUGACUGGAAAUAUGUAGUGGUUGAUGAGGGGCACAGGUUGAAAAACUCAACAUGCAAACUUUUGAAGGAAUUAAAGCACUUGCGUGUGGGCAAUAAGCUUCUUUUAACCGGGACGCCUCUCCAGAAUAAUCUGGCUGAGCUUUGGUCACUGCUGAAUUUUAUUUUGCCUGAUAUUUUCCAAUCUCAUGAAGAAUUUGAGUCAUGGUUUGAUUUGUCGGGAAAAUGCAACAGCGAAGCAACAAAAGAAGAAUCAGAAGAGAAGAGAAGGGCACAAGUGGUGGCAAAACUUCAUGCUAUAUUGCGUCCCUUUCUUCUCAGAAGAAUGAAGGCUGAUGUUGAGCAGAUGCUUCCUCGAAAAAAGGAGAUCAUACUAUAUGCUACCUUGACUGAGCAUCAGAGAAAUUUUCAGGAUCAUUUAGUUAAUAAAACACUAGAAGACCAUCUACGUGAGAAGGUUGACACAGGACGUGGCAUGAAAGGGAAGCUAAAUAAUUUGAUGGUUCAACUACGGAAAAAUUGCAACCAUCCUGACCUCUUAGAAUCAGCCUUUGAUGGCUCAUAUUUCUAUCCCCCUGUGGACCAAAUAGUUGAACAAUGUGGAAAGUUCCGUUUGCUUGAUAGAUUAUUGGCUCGGUUAAUUGAUCGUAAGCAUAAAGUUCUGAUAUUCUCACAGUGGACAAGGAUUCUGGAUAUAAUGGAUUACUAUUUUAGUGAGAAGGGAUUUGAAGUUUGUAGGAUUGAUGGGAAAGUGAAAUUAGAUGAAAGGAAAAGACAGAUUAACGGGUUUAAUGAUGCCAACAGCAAUUAUCAGAUAUUUCUAUUGAGCACCAGGGCUGGUGGCUUGGGUAUCAACCUCACUGCCGCUGAUACCUGCAUACUGUAUGACAGUGACUGGAAUCCUCAAAUGGAUUUGCAGGCGAUGGACAGAUGCCAUAGGAUUGGGCAAACUAAGCCGGUUCAUGUUUACAGGCUUGCAACAGCACAAUCUGUUGAGUGUCGAAUCUUAAAAAGAGCUUUUAGCAAGUUGAAGCUUGAACAUGUGGUGAUCGGAAAAGGGCAGUUUCAUCAAGAAAGAAAAACUAGUACGGAAAACUUGGAGGAAGAAGAUAUCCUGGCAAUACUCAGAGAUGAGGGAACUGCUGAAGACAAGAGGAUUCAGACAGAUAUCAGCGAUGAAGAUCUGGAAAGGGUCUUGGAUCGCAGUGACCUCAUUGCCAGUGCAGAUGAUGAAGAGGCUAAUGCAUCCAUUAAUGGAUUCCCACUCCAAGGUCCUGGUUGGGAGGUGGUGAUGCCAACAGGGGCUGGAAGUGUGCUCUCUACUCUCAACAGUUAAUCGAGCAUUUCAGAGAAUGCGGUGUAGGAGAUAGUGACACGUCUAAACAUGUUGGGGGCCUGCGUCUUUUUGAUCUUUUCCAAGACGAUGCUCAUUUUCUCUCUAGGUUUUUAUCUUCUGAGCUGAAAAAUGCUCCGAACUAAAGGAGAGCUGAUUUUUGUAAAUGCCAAGCCUAUGGUAGGUGAAUCUAUUACCAUCGAAGAGAUUUUAUGAUAAAGCUGGAUUAAUUGA